AUGACUGUCUUUCCUCCCUCCGGUGAUUGGCAGGCUCAGUGGGGCUCCCAGCAUUCCCUGCAGGAGCUGGUCCUUAACGAGGAUGAGAAGAAGUUGUUGUAUAAAGAGGGGUCCACCUGCCCAGCCAACUGCCCCUUACUAAGUGUUCUCUUGGAUCAGUAUGAUGAGAGGAUUCUGAAGAAGAUCCGCAGGAAGAUCCCAGGAGAGCAGGAAGAAGAAGAGGGAGUACGUGGACAGUCUGGAGAGCAGCCUGACCCACACAGCCAUGUCAGCCAGGACGGAGGCUUCAGCGUGGUCAGAGGGGGUCAGGAGGACGCGGAGAGCCCAGAGCAGGCUAACCUGUCCGGAGAAUCGCUCCACAACCUCUCGCUGGACUGCUGGCUCAAUCUCCUCUCCAGAGAGUCUGCUCCGGAGCUGUAUGGGGACAGCGCGAACAUGACGAUGCGAGUGGUCAUUGCUCUGGUCUACCUGGUGGUGUGUGCUCUGGGGCUGGUGGGAAACCUCCUGGCGCUGUUCCUUCUCCACUCCCGCCACCAGUUGCACCACUCGUCUAUUGACUUCUUUGUGAGGAGCCUGGCAGUGACUGACCUCCAGUUCGUCCUCACCCUGCCCUUCUGGGCUGUGGACACUGCCCUGGACUUCCGCUGGCCCUUCGGCAGGGUCAUGUGUAAGAUUGUCAGCUCUGUGACGACCAUGAACAUGUACGCUAGCGUCUUCUUCCUGACGGCCAUGAGCGUGGCUCGCUACUGCUCCCUCACCUCCUCACUGAGGAUAAGCAGCCCCAAAAUGGCUGCGGCUCGCGCCAAGUGGGCCAGUUUUGCCAUCUGGGUGGUGUCACUGGCGGUCACGAUGCCCCACGCCAUCUACUCCACCACAGUCCAGGUGUCUGCGGAUGACGAGCUGUGUCUGGUCCGGUUUUCUGGAUCUGCCUCGGGUCACUGGGACUCUCAGGUUCUACUGGGCCUCUACCAGACACAGAAGGUACUGCUGGGAUUUGUGGUUCCCUUGGUAGUGAUCAGUGUGUGUUACCUCCUCCUGAGCCGGCGAGUCAAUGGCGUAGUUGGCAGCGUUGGGGUCAUGGAGAGUUCAGAGAGGUCCCAUCAACGGCGUCGCUCCAAAGUGACCUGCUCGGUUACCAUCUUGGUGCUCUCCUUCUUCCUCUGCUGGCUGCCCAACCAGGCUCUUACACUGUGGGGAGUGCUGAUAAAAUUUGACCUGGUGCCCUUUAGUAAGGCCUUCUACAAUGCCCAGGCCUAUGCUUUCCCUCUGACUGUUUGCUUGGCUCACACCAACAGCUGCCUGAACCCCGUGCUGUACUGCCUGAUGCGACAGGAGUACAGGGCCGGACUCAAGGAGCUGCUGCUCCGAGUCUUGCUGUCCAUCAGGAACUUUCUCACCCUGGCUCUGAGAGGGAAGAGAGUGGAGGAGGCACCGCCUAGCAUGGUGGUUAUACACAGGGAUGUCAACGUGUGA
Messenger RNA from Salvelinus namaycush (lake trout), 1473 nucleotides. Its product is annotated as relaxin-3 receptor 1-like. Gene Ontology annotation, cellular component: membrane. The coding region runs from base 1 to 1473 and encodes 490 amino acids. Gene Ontology annotation, biological process: G protein-coupled receptor signaling pathway; immune response. The transcript has 6 exons. Gene Ontology annotation, molecular function: G protein-coupled receptor activity. The record is from RefSeq and is a predicted model, not a curated record. Lineage: Eukaryota; Metazoa; Chordata; Actinopteri; Salmoniformes; Salmonidae.